GGGAGUAUUCAUUAUUUCAACUUUUGAAAGUUGCUGUCAAAACCACAUAUACAACAAUCGAAUCACUACGCAAAUGCAGAUUUCUUUUCAUUUUGACGAGCAAAACAGUCUGACAACUCUGGCGACGGCAAGGCGAAUGAAAAUUGGCUAAACAGCAAGCCGAGUGAACACAAUGGAAUUGUGUUAACAAUAACGCACAUACAAUGCCACUCGCGUCGCCUAGCUAACUCUGUUAACCUCCUCAUCAACAUUGGCCGUUAGCAGCUUCCACCAUUGCAUUCGCAUCAUUCACUCACUGCCAGGCACAGCAAGGAGAGCAAUCAAACAUGCCCAUGAGUGAUGUGGCUGCAGCUUUAAUCUACACGGAGCAAGGCAACGGCAAACACGCCAAGUCCCAACCAACAACGAUAGCAACAACAACAACUGGAGCCACUGGAGCUGCAGCAGCCGGCAUGACCAACUCCUCCUCUAAGUCGGAUUCAAUUGGUGGCGCUGCUGCAGCUGCCGCUCAGCUGGGCAACAUGCUGUCGCCUUCGCUGAGCAGCAUGCAGGGCCAGAAGUGGCAGCAGGUCUUCGACUUGGAUAAGGUGAUCAAGCAGCUACGCGCAGCGGAGAAGACACACCUGCGCGGCAACAACAAGGCCUCGUCUGCCGGCGGCUCUGCUGCUCCGCAUGUGGUGCAGGUGCAGCGUCUGAAUGCCUCCGACAUGGCCUACUAUGACAUGGUGCCGAAGCUGGCGGCACGUGACAUUGUCGUGUGCAACGCCUGCAAUGGCAGCUAUACCAAGGCCGGUUUCAACAAUCACAUCGCACUGCAGCAUCCCAGCAUCUGGGAUGCGGCACCCAACAAGCUGAGCAGUAGCGCCGCCGGUGCGACGGCGGCAACUGUUGCUGCCGUCGCCGACAGCAGCCAAGAUGGCGAGCUGUUGGGCUCACCCACGGACACGCUGUCGGCGACCAUGUCCAGCUGCUCGAACGGCUCCAGCAGCUCCCUGGCAGCUAUCAAUAAUAGUAAUAACACCAAUAUCAGUUCGGCCUCGUCUUCGUCGUCGUCGCGUCAUAAAAGCAGCAGCAGCAAGAGUAGCAGUUCCUCAAAGACCGGCAGCAGCAGCAGCAACAGCAGCAGCACUGGUCGCUCCCGUUCCAAGUCAUCCAAGAAUCGCCACCACUCGGAUGUGCACCACACCAAGGUGGGUGGCUCUAAGAAGAGCAGUGCCAUAGCCACCGCUGCCACAGCACCGGCACCCGUUGCAGCAGCAGCUGUUGCUGCCGUCAAGGAGGAGCUGCCAACAGCAGCCGGCGCACAGCCCGCUAUAACUGUCUUCUCCUCGUCAUCGAAUUCUUCGUGCUCGCUGCCGCCGACGCCGGCAACAGUUGCUGGCAAUGGCAACGGCAACGAGCACGGCAUCAACUACUCACCCGCCAACAACAUGCUGGACGAACAGCAGCAGCAGCAUCAGCCCAGCAAGAAGAAGCUGAAAACGACCGGAUCAGGCGAAGCCACAUCCCAUCAUCGCAGCAAACCUGCCAAGGAGAAGCAACUAGCGCCAAUCUACGAGCAGCAACAGCUAAGCGAACUGGAUCAGGCAGUCUCCUCCAUCACUGGCCAGGUGAAUGUGGAGCAGCUGCAGCAGCGCCAUCAAGUCGACCUCUCAGCCGCCACCGAGGAGGCACUGCCCCUUAUGCAGAACGCAUCCGAUGAUAAUUCCAUUUCGCUGACUCUGGACAUGCUCGACAGCAAGUUCAUCAAUGAAAUCCUAAACACUGUCGAGUCGGACCUGCCCUUCGACGAGAGCGCUCUAGACACAUCCCAACAGCAGCAGCAACAACAGCAGCAGUUGUCAGCGGAUCAGCUGGAGCCGAAUACGAAACGUUUGCGCUUCGACGACGGCACAAUUCAAGCCGAUGCAGCGGAAUAUGCAGCAGCACUCUACCAACAGCAGCAGCAGCAGCAUGGGCAACAGGUGUACACUGAGGAGCCCCAGCAGACACAACUGUCUGCCAUGGAUGCAAUGCAGCUGCAGCAGCUGAUCUAUCAGCAGCAGCAAAUGCUUGAGCAGGCAGACCAGCAGCAGCAGCAACAGCAGCAGCUGAAGCAGGAGGAACUGCAGGCAGAGGCAACAGCGCAAUUUAGUGUCUACAAUGUGCCCUCGCUGACGGACGAUGUGGAGGAGACGGCGCAGGUGGCCGGCGACGAGCAACUGAUGCUGCCCAGUAUUAUCUAUGAGAUUACCGACAAUAACCAGGUGUCUGUCCUGGAUCAGCAGAGCCAGCAGCAGGUCAUAGCCGAGUUUCUCACCCAGGCGGGCUACGACAAUGUCGACGUGAACGUGAAUGUGAACGUGCUGCAGGAGGGCGUCAAUGUCGGCGGCAGCGGCGGCAAUCAGAUGAUGUACGAUGAGCUGGGCGAAUUUGAUUUUAGUAAAUUGGAGACUGUUAGCGGGGAUGCCAACAACCACACAAAGACUGUCAAGCUGGAGAACAACCAGCCACAACAACAACAACAACCACUACAACCAACGGGUGGCAACAGCAACGGGUUCAACCACUUUGAGGGCGUGUUGCACGCCCAGCCACAUCGCCAAUUGGCCAACGCCAAAUACCACGAGGAUUCAACGUACUUUAAUAUGACACUAUACUCGGGGCCACCCCGCCCCCUGGCCAUGAAUACCUUCGGCCUGGUGAAGCUGCCCAAUGGCAUGGGCGCCACGUUGCGCAAGAAUCUCCUAACUACUCGCAAGGCCAACAACAGUUUGCUCUCGCUCAAUGGCAGCAGCGGCGUCGUGGGCACCUUGGCGCGUGCCCCGCCUCCGCCGCCAACUGUCAAUUGCAACGGCAGCAGCAAUGGCUCGCAGCAGCUGUUGCUGCCACGCGUCGCUGCCGGUCAGGGCAAGACAAUCUAUGCCCAGAGAUGCAGCGUCAUAGCACAGGAGCGACUGCGAUGCAACAAGCGGGCGUUGCUCAGUAAACUGAGCAACGGCAGCAGCCUCGGCAACAGCGCUGGCAACAUGACAGUGAAGCGCCUGCAAGAGUUGCUGGCGGGCAAACUGAAGCCGGAGAAGGAAAAGGAGAAAGAUAAGACAGACUAUAGCGAAGCUAGCGAACAACAGCUGCAGCAGCAGCAGCAGGAGGAGAACAAGCGCAUGCACAGUUUCUAUGAGAAACGGCGCAAGUUGCUCGCCACGCGACAGCAUCGACACUUGCCUAUUGGCGGCGGAGGCGUCAGCAACAAUCGCCCGUUUAAGCGCCAGCGACCCAUGCAUUUACCGCUGCAGCUGCACGGCCACAGCAACAACAGCAGCCACAGCAACAACAAUGCCAUUGGCAGUCCGCAGCAACAGUUGCUGAGGAAGCAACUGUUGCGCACCUUGUCCGACAGCAGCAACAUUCAACUGACUGCAACGGCAACAGCAGCGCCUGUGGGCGGCAAUGGUGGCAGCAGCAACAAUCCGUGGAAGAGCAACAGUUCCACGCCGGGCAGCAAUUCGGCGGGCAGCGAUCUAAUGCGUGUAUUUGUCUGAAUAUAUACAAAUACUUAUACAUUAUACAAAAUAUGCUAAAUGAUUAUGAUUAACAAUUAUGAUAGUUGUAUACACACCCACACCCACACCCAUACACACACAUAUACACAUACACCUAGAGCUAUGUUAAUAAUUUUAAUUAUUUUUUAAAUCAAUUUUUUUCAUUUUUUAAAGUGAUAAUUAGUUUUUGGCUAAUUGAUUGUACGUAGUUUCUUUUGUUAGUCUAUGCAAUAAGUUUAAUUUAAUUUUGGAUGUUAAGCUAGACAGCAUUAUGUUGAUAAUCCCCCCUCUAAUUUAUACAAUGUAAACUUUUAAAUAUAAUUAUAUAUAAAUAUAUACAUAUGUAUACAACUGCA
Molecule: messenger RNA, 3877 nt
Organism: Drosophila mojavensis
Lineage: Eukaryota; Metazoa; Arthropoda; Insecta; Diptera; Drosophilidae
Product: serine-rich adhesin for platelets
Exons: 3
Coding region: 327-3521 (1064 amino acids)
Source: RefSeq, a predicted model, not a curated record